GCCACCACCAUCCACUUGUCGCCCAGCCACUGGAUCAGCUCCCGCUCCGACGCGCCCCGCGCGAGCCACAGCAGCAGCAGCAGCAGAAGGCGUCCCUGCUGUUGUAAAGAAAAACCCGGGGGCCGCGUGAGAAAGCAGUAUAGCCGCGGCAACGUAAACACACGCGCACGCGCGCCGAAGAACAACAACGCAUAAAAGCGCCCCGACUGCGGAGGAGGCUUUCGGCGCAAGGCGAGAAGCCGUCGUCUUGCGUUUCACGUCGCGUAUCGGCGGGCGCCGGUUCUUCCUCUCCCAGCCGUCACACCCUCCCUUCACCGUCGACGGGAGGAAGACGCGACGCCAAGGAUGACUCGGCGGCGACGCCGGCAAGAACGGCGGCGCCGGGCUGACCAGGCGCCUCGUUUAUAUAAACAAGGAAACCAAGAACCCCGUCUGCUUCCCCACACCCACCGCUUGCGGCGACCACCGGAAGACUUCGAACCCCCUGGGAACGGGACGUUCAGAACUCCGCGCCGGCGCAUGGAACGUGCGCUGCUCAACCUGGUCGCCGCUGAUCGGGUUCUGGGACGACGACUCGCGUACGCGAGCCCUUGGCAAGUGCAUCUGACGCAUGCGCUAUGUGCGCUUCGUACUGGUAGUUCCACUGGCAAGGUGUCCGAUUCGGCUUUCGCGGGUGAGCUUAGUCGCAGGUAUGGUCUAGGAGGCGUUGUGGGUGACUUGCGGACUGCGGUUGAGAAACACAGACGGUGCCGUCGGUAUAUAAUGGCAUGGGUGUUGUGAUUCGUUGACGCCCUCGUGCUUGACAACUUGCGUUGAGCUUCUUCGUAAGUAUGUCUCGCCGAAGUGGACGCGCUGGACAGCCUGGUAAGCCAUAAUGGAUGACGCAGAGCUCCUUCCUAGCUAAACAUCUUAAGUUACCCGUACGUGCGCGUCUGCGUUCUCUAGUCAUCGUAGUUUCUGUUGUCUGUGUUCGGCGUAUUCACGGCGUGCUAUAACGAUGAACUUCCCGAGAAGACAGUAGCUCUCGCCGGAUUGAAGUCCAAGAGCUGUGGAGGGGACAUUCUGUGCUUCCGGAGAGCCCGAACUAUUUCGCGGCGUUUUACUGCACUUUGAAAGACCUGCGUUUCUCUAGGAAACAAGCUUUUCAGCGGCGACGUACUGCGGCAUCUGCCUGAAGAACUUCUGGGCAUGAAAAACUUUUUCAGAAAUUGUAUGUUCCGUCGUAAUGUCUUCUGCAAGUGGCACGUGGCGAUGAACAGUGCGUAUGACACGGGCCUGAGUAAGCGAUUGACUUUACAGCGAGCAUGUUACUGAGCGCUUAGGUAUGUAUUACAAUUAGAUUACGAAGAAUUCUCUGAACUCUCCCCUGCUAUCUAUUUUUGAGAAUCCCAUGGCGAUGUUUCUCAGCAGGCUAAGCUUUAUCCAGCACGAAAGGAUUCAUAUUUGAAAUCCAUGUCAAGUUACGUACGACUGUUCUGAACAUAGGAUGAAAGUGCUGACGAGGCUGUGGCUGUUCGUUCUCCUGUUCACGACUUUGUGCCCGACACUCGAGCCACAUGGUGUCCGAGUGGAAGGACGUUCGAUUCACACACGAUAUCCGGGACCGACUCCGAAAAGUGAACGUCUUAAUGCACUAGGUGCUAUACUUAAGCGGCACGUCGCUAAGCUGCGAAGUGCCCCGAUGGCGGAGCUGGUCUUUCUCGUCGAUAGCUCGGCGUCGGUGGGCGCCGAAAACUUCGUCAACGAACUGCGCUUCGUGAGAAAGCUGCUGGCCGACUUCACCGUGUCCCACGAUAGGACCCGCGUGGCCCUGGUGACAUUCAGCUCGAAGAAGAAGGUGGUCCGCGAGGUGGACCACAUCACAACGCCGUCGGCCGAGAACCAUAAGUGCGCUCUGCACAACAGGCAGCUGGCCGGUGCGAGGUACUCUGGCGGUGGAACCUUCACCCUUGGGGCCAUGAAAGAAGCCAUGGACAUUCUCAAGUUUGCUCGAGAAGACGCUGCCAAAGCAGUGUUCCUUGUGACGGACGGUUACUCGAACGGAGGGGAUCCUCGGCCAUGCGCGAAGAUGCUGCGCGACAGUGACGUCACUAUCUACACGUUCGGAAUACGCAAUGGAAACGUACGGGAACUGCAGGACAUGGCCUCGACUCCAUACGACGAGCACUGUUACAUAAUGGACAGCUUCGAGGAGUUCGAGGCACUCGCUCGAAGAGCUCUUCACGAAGAUAUGCACGUGGGCCCGCACCAGCUGGUGAACGCGACCGAGUGCGCGGGACUGUGUUCGGAAGCCGACCCGUGCUGUCACCACGAGGCGCUCUGCACGUGUGGGAUAUCGUCGGGCCAGUACGCCUGCCUCUGUCCCAAAGGGCACUACGGAUCGGGACUCAGGGGAGAUUGUCACCCGUGUCCUCGGGGCACCUACCAGCCCGUGGAAGCCAGCGGAGACGCGAGCAUCUGCAUUCCGUGCCCGCACGCGCACCAGAACUCUUCGCCGGGCAGCACCAGUGUGGCCCAGUGCCACUGCAAGAGGGGCUACAGCACCGAGGGCGGCACCUGCAAGGUGGUCCACUGCGACCCGCUGAGUCCCCCGGCCAACGGGUACAUGGUGAAUGCAGACUGCGAGGUGGUUUUCAACGCCGCCUGCGGGUUCCGCUGCAACCCAGGUUACCGCCUCAUCGGCAACAGCAUACGUGUCUGUCAACACGAUGGCACCUGGUCUGGCAGCGAUCUCGAGUGCGAAAAGAAGAAAUGUGCCCCGCUGGAAGCGCCCCUCCGUGGAUCCAUGAGCUGCUCCAGCGACUCGUUCGACUUCGACACGACGUGCGAGUUCGAGUGCCAGAGGGGGUACGCGCUGAUUGGGUCCCGCAAGCGGACCUGCCUCUCCAUCGCCCUGUGGGACGGCCUGCCCGCACUCUGCCGACCCGUCACCUGCCCACCCUUGGUGGCACCGGCUAACGGGGCCUUGAGCCCAGCCCACUGCAGCGAGACGAAGUCGUCGUUCGGCGAAGACUGCACUGUCACCUGUGCCGACGGAUUCCGCGUCUCGGGCCCCGACACUCGCCACUGCCUCAGCACGGGGACGUGGAGUGAGCCCGACGACGUGACCAUCUGCGCUGGUACUGAGCCUCCUGUGAUCAGAAACUGCCCAGGUGAUAUAGUUGUCAACUCGGAGCCAGGUUACGGAGAAGCAAUCGUCGACUGGGAGAUGCUUGAGGCUGUGGACAAGACCGGAGCUUCGCUCUUCCUCAACGUGGCUCCAUCUGUGAUGCCGCCACACUUGUUCCCCAUUGGACAGCACGAAGUGUCGUACUGGGCCGAGGACGAGUGGGGAAACACGGCGUUCUGCAACUUUACCGUGACGGUAGCAGACGAGGAGCCACCGUUUGUUGAAAGCUGUUCCGACCCGCCUGAGGCGUUUUCUGACGGGCAAUCAGUCGCAUACGUGUCCUGGGAGGAGCCGGUGUUCUCGGACAACUCGGGAGAAGAUGUGAAGUUAUGGCAAUCCCACAGCCCGGGAAUGUUUCCUGUGGGCGAUACGUUAAUCACAUACGUAGCAACCGACGCCUCUGGAAACAACGCCUCUUGUGUCAUCAAAGUCACUGUGAGAGAGCACCGAUGUACCCAGCCACCACCUCCAGCCAAUGGGAACGCUGACUGCCAAAGCACCACUUCUGGUGUCACUUGCAUUGUUUCUUGCUUGGAGGGCUAUGGUCUUGAACCUGACAGCCCCAGUGAAUUCUCGUGCACCUUCGCCGAGGGAUGGGCUCCCUAUCGACCACAGUCUUUUCCCGACUGCUCUGAGUCUGUACCCUCACCGGCGGCAACGGUAAACGCGAGGAUGCUGUACUCUGCGCCGCUAGGAUUGGAGUGCGAUGAAACAACGCAAAUGAAUAUGCGCGACCACAUCCAGGUGAAGCUGGCAACACAGGCGGCCAUGUGUCCCGAAGGUGUGAGCUGCGCUGUUGAAGACCUACAUGUCGAUUGCUCUAAGGGUGGCGCGACACCGAGUGGCCACCGGUACAAACGCUCGAAAGAGACGGAAAUCGGCGUCUCUUUCCGUAUCACAGGUUCGCACAACGAAAGAACCUCCUCAUCCGACAAACAUAUUCUGUCAGCCAUGAAAGAUUUUCUGGCGAGACUGAAAGAGGCCAUGCUUCGGAAGGAGCUGGAUGUCGCGCUGGAAGAAGGCGACCUGACUGCAACGGCACUUGAAGAGUCGGAAGACGACGCCCGCCUGGUUUGUCCUCCAGGAAGCAUUCCCUCACUGUCGCAUUGUGUGAAAUGCCCCGUGGGAACUUACUUCGAAUAUUACAACAAAACUCAAGCAAAAUGCCGACCCUGUCCCAAGGGCACAUUCCAGACGAGCGAAGGACAGGGAAUGUGCGCCCGCUGCCCGAAUCGCACUUCCACUGCCACUGCAAGGUCCAAGAGUGAGCAAGACUGUAAAGAGCAGUGCAGGCCGGGAACUUUCUCAGAGACGGGGUUAAGGCCGUGCAAACGUUGCCGCAAGUCCCACUACCAGACCGAUUACGGAACGGCAAGCUGUACGCCGUGCCCAAGCGGGACGCGGUCCAAGCGUCGAGGAUCCGUAAGCGUGAAAGAAUGUGAAGCGCUUUGUUCUCCUGGUUUCGUGUCCAAGUCCGGCGUCGUGCCUUGCUUCAAGUGUCCGAACGGGUAUUACCAGCCUAAGCAGGGACAGAAGGCGUGCCGCAGAUGUCCCGACGGCGCCGGGGACGUGGCGAUGGCCCAAGACAAGGCGGUCUCCGGUCACUGCAACGGUUCUGUUCCCUCAACUGAGAGGGUGGACUUGCCAGAAUCUGUGGAAGCCAAUCCCUGCCUUUCUCAACCAUGUUCAAACGGAGCGACAUGUAUCGCAGUGCCUGCUGGUUUCCUAUGCGUGUGCCAACCUCUAUUUGCAGGGCUGCGAUGUGAACGCAGGAUAAACCAGUGCACCAGAAAUUCGUGCCGAUUUGGAGCGAAAUGCAGCGAAGAACCGGGCGGCUUCAGCUGUCAUUGCCCUGCCGGCCGUACGGGCACCGACUGCUCGGAAGACGUCGACGAAUGCGCCUUCGACUCCUGCCUGAACAACGGCACUUGCUUGAACACGCUCGGCAGCUUCAGCUGCAGCUGCAAGCAGGGAUUUGGAGGUCAGACCUGUUCUGUGGACGAGGACGAAUGUCUGAGCGCACCCUGCCUAAACGGAGGCACGUGUCUAGAUCAGCCCGGAAACUUCAGCUGCCUCUGUCCCGCACUGUUCGGUGGACGCUGGUGCGAGGAGGAACUGGACGCCUGCGCUAACGGGCCCUGCCUCAACGGCGCGAAAUGUGUGAACCUGGGAUCUAGCUAUCGAUGCGUGUGUUCACCCGGAUACGAUGGCGAGCACUGCGAUAUAGAUAUCGACGAGUGCUCCGCUGCACCUUGCAACGAGGGGUCAACGUGCCUAGACCUCGUGGGCAGAUUCGAGUGCUCGUGUCCGCCUGGACUCACCGGAAGAUUGUGCGAGUCAGAAGCGGACCCUCGUUUCAAGCUUUACUUCUCUGGCACGAAUGUGUUUGACAGGGCAUCCGUCGAGUCGUUGAGGAAGCCUUUGAAGGAACUGACAGCUUGCAUGUGGUUGAAGACGACGGACAGACACAACUACGGUACACCCUUCUCUUACGCAACGGAUGGUGUCGACAACAUGCUGACUUUCACAGACUACAGCGGCUUUGUGUUGUACGUCAACGGACACCGCAUUAUCACGGACGUCACAGCCAAUGACGGCUACUGGCACCACGUGUGCUUCAGCUGGUCUUCGGCGGAAGGCCUGUGGAGCGUUCUCAAAGACGGCAGACUGGCGGAGAGCGGCGCCGGACUGGCUGUCGGCACAGAGAUACCAGCGGACGGAACCCUGGUCCUCGGCCAGGAACAAGACAGGCGGGGAGGCAGUUUCUCCAUCUCAGAGUCCUACUCCGGCGAGAUGACGCAAGUGAACGUGUGGAGCACCGUGCUGAGCGUCGACGAAGUGGCCAAACUCCUUACCCGCUGUCAGUUCUACUUCGGCGAUGUGGUCGCGUGGACCGACUUCCGGGAACGUCUUAGCGGGCACAUCUCGGCAGUCAGCUGGGGAUUUUGCCAAGGGUGUCCACCGCCUCCAGCACCCAUCCACGGAUUGGCCAGCUUCUCGGCGACCAGUACUGCAUCCGUGGCCACCUACAGCUGUGACCAAGGAUACGACGUUCAGCGGGCCAUAACCCGUAGGUGUCUUGCGUCAGGGGAAUGGUCGCAUCCGAUACCAGUGUGCAUCGGCGUACCGUGUGGGAUUCCUGCAGAGCCAGCAAAUGGCAGCGUCCGAGGAUCGGCAUUCCGGUACUCGGCUAAGGUCACGUACGUCUGCAGCAGAGGCUACCGCAUCAUCGGAUCUACCGACAGACGCUGCCAAGAGGACGGGCGCUGGAGCGGAGAAGAACCACGAUGCGAGAGCAUCACAUGCGAGGCCCCACCGCAGGUCACAAAUGGAGUACUGGCUCCCUUCAACGAGAGCCUGUUUCAGCCGGGCUGUAAGCUCCGAGUCAUUUGCGAAAAGGGUUACGAGUUUCGCGAGAGAGAACUCGUGUGCACGGAACACGGGGAGUGGAGUCCUCGCAACGCCGUCUGCCAGCCAGUCGGCUGCCAUGAACCGUUCACGAUAGCCAAUGGUGUCGCGGGACUCUCCUCGGAAUUGGACGGCGCGCGCAUCGUCGUGACGGUAACUUACUCUUGCCACGAGGGGUUCGUGCUCAGAGGUUCGCAGACCCUGACCUGUGACGUAGAAGUGGGGACUGUGGUCACACGACCCUCCGACGUCUGUCGCUGCAAUCUUGGCUACAAGAUUUCUGGUCACAUGGAGAUAGUCUGCAUGGCAAACAAGACGUGGUCUUCGUUGGAAGCGACAUGCACGCCUAUGAAGUGUCCAACACCUGCAAAUCCUCAACACGGUGAAGUAGUUACCGCGAGCGUGGAGUUUGGAGCCAUGGCUAGCUACCUGUGUCAUCCUAAUUACACACUACUGGGAAGCCGCUGGAGAAGGUGCGGCUACGAUGGGUCGUGGAGCGACCACGAGCCAACGUGCGUUCCCCUCGAGUGCCCUCCUCAUCCACCUAUCGCUAAUGGCAGAGUCAUCGGAUCGGGCCGGACACUGGGCAGCAGCGUCUCGGUCACUUGCUCCCGCGGCUUCGAACUGCGCGGCGCCUCUACGCGCAUCUGCCACGCCGCUGCACUGUGGUCGCCGCCCAAGACGCCGUUGUGCGAGCCUGCGGACUGCUCCGAGCCCAUCGUGGGGCCGCACGCGGUGCUCUCGUACACGGACACUGCUCUGGGCAGCCCGGCACGCUUCUCUUGCGCCGACGGCUACGUCCUGGUGGGCAACGAGGUGGCGGUGUGCAGCUGGGGAGGACUGUGGGCGCCGUCGAUUCCCGACUGCGUACCGGUGGACUGCGGACCGCCACCGCCGUUAGAGCAUGGACAAGCAGUGGAAUCAGACAGCGCGAAGUUCCAAAGCGUGGCCAAGUACAGCUGCCGAGCGGGUUUUCGUCUCUUGGGCUCGGGCAAACGAACGUGCACAGCGAACGGAACGUGGAAUGGUGACAUCAGGUGCGACGUCGUAUCGUGUCCCGAGCCAGAGGAAGUGCCCCACGGUACCGCUGUCUACCCAAGCACCACCUAUGGUUCUAGCGUUGAGUACCAGUGCGACCCCUGGUUCGAGCUGCACGGAGCCCAGCAGAGGACGUGCCUAGCUGAUGGAACGUGGUCGGACUCAGCUCCGCAGUGCCAGCCGAUGUCGUGCACAGUGCCGAGACCAAUCAAACAUGGACGGGUCCACACCACGCCGUCCUUCAGUCUGUUCGCUUGCGAACGGGGCUUCAGGCUCGUCGGGCCAAAAGCUCUUAGGUGCCGCGCUGAUGGAACCUGGAGCGGCGAGCUUCCCGAAUGCGUUCCCAUGAACUGUUCGCUUCAUGGACAAGUGUCCAACGGGAGACUAGUCCAGGACGACGCAACAGGGGAGACGGUUCGUGCCUCCUGCGACCCGCGCUACCGGCUGCAGGGCGUCGACCGGUGGACAUGCCUGGCUGACGGGUCCUGGAUGGUGCCAGGAGAGACCACGUGUCUGCUAGCCGAGUGCCCUCCCCCCGACCCUCCUGUCAACGGAGUCGUCUCAGGAACUGAUUUCAACAUAUCGAGCGUCGUCUUCUACCACUGCAACCCGGGCUACACCCUCGACGGCCUGCAGCAAAGAGCCUGCCUGGAGACCGGACAGUGGGAGCGUGACGUGCCAACUUGCAACCCGGUGGAAGGGUGCGGCACGGCAGCACGCCCAUGUCCCGACUCCUCCUGCCCGGAACCUCAGCAACCCCUCAAUGGUCACGUCACCUACGAUCGACUCACGGUGGGGGGCACAUCCAACUACACCUGCCAGCCCGGGUACCGCCUGUCGGGGCCAUCCUCUAGGCUUUGCGGUCGUAACGGACGCUGGGAAGGCAGGGAGCCCUUGUGCCGAGCCAGACGGUGCCCCCCUCUACAGGCCACACCGGAGCACGCCCGCGUGGACUACACGGGUUUCACUCAGGGCCACAACGCCACCUAUUCCUGCGACAACGGUUACUCGGCCCGGGGACCCUCGAGGUCCGUCUGCCAGUCCGACGGUUCUUGGAAGCGGGAGGGAAUAUUCGAGUGUCUGCGCGACCACUGUCAGCCCCUGCAGAGCCCAGCUCGAGGAAGGCUGAUUCUGGAGGGCGCCUGGCUGGGCGCAAAGGCCCACUACGAAUGCGACGCUGAUCACAAUAUCCUGGGAGGUGCCUCUCGCGUCUGCAGCCCUGACGGCACCUGGAGCGGAAAAGAGGCCUCGUGUGUCCCCCCUUGACGAUUCGGAGGGCACUACUUUGUCUCUCUUCUUCGCGAAGAAAUGUGCACAAAGACAAACUUGGACGUGGGACAACGCGGAUUUAAUUGUGCACAGGAGUUCUUGUACUAGUCUUAGAGAGAGAGAGAGAUGUUUUUAACGAAAGCCAGAGAUGUCUGCGUGGACGACGGCCUGGCAUGCUACUCCUGGUGUUGAGUGAAAUAUACGUAUUUGUAAACAGCGAUAAGACAAACACGCAAACGGCGCAUACAAGACACGUGCGCACGCACUCUAACUGUUCAUAAAGUCGUGACUAUUACCAUGUGUUCAGUGUUAUUAAUGUGAUUUGGGAACUUAAAUCAAUUUGCGGUAUGUUUGUGUCUGCCCGUCUAAUGGUCCGUAUCUAACCUUUUUCUCGCCAACUUGGACGACUGGGGUCACUGAG
Messenger RNA from Dermacentor silvarum, 9305 nucleotides. Its product is annotated as sushi, von Willebrand factor type A, EGF and pentraxin domain-containing protein 1-like. Gene Ontology annotation, cellular component: membrane. NCBI's taxonomy places the organism in Eukaryota, Metazoa, Arthropoda, Arachnida, Ixodida, Ixodidae. The record is from RefSeq and is a predicted model, not a curated record. Gene Ontology annotation, molecular function: G protein-coupled receptor activity; calcium ion binding.